Messenger RNA from Anneissia japonica, 518 nucleotides. RefSeq lists its product as uncharacterized. The transcript has 2 exons. The record is from RefSeq and is a predicted model, not a curated record. Lineage: Eukaryota; Metazoa; Echinodermata; Crinoidea; Comatulida; Comatulidae. The coding region runs from base 23 to 484 and encodes 153 amino acids.
CAAUAAUGAAUGAAAACAAAAGAUGACUAAUACAAGUAAGAUGUCCAUCGCAGCUGCUUUUUCAAAGUUGAUAAGAAACACUCCAAAACACCAAAGGCCUACGUCAUCAGAGGUUCUGACGUGCCACCUAAAGCAGCGCAAUCUUCCAGCAUGGACCUCUUAUUUUGUCAGGUACUCGAACAUUAAUAGUGAUCAGUUUGGGCUCUCGCAUUUUAAUUGGGAUGUAGACGGAACAAAUUAUCAUAUACUUAGAACUGGUUGUUAUCCUUUCAUCAAAUACCACUGCACUAAGAGGCCUUGGCAGGAUUUAACUCUUGACAAUAGAUUGUUUGGAAUUUUGAAAGUUGUUAAUUUUGGUAUUCCAUGCCUGGCCUACGGAAUCGGGGCUUCGUUUCUGAUCACGUGUGAGGAGGAAGUAAAAACAAGUGCAGGACCAGUGAUGAUUCUAUUCUUAAUUAAAGAAGAUAAGGAUGCAUUAUUCUGACUCAAGAGCAUCACGUUAAUAAAUCGUACAUUCG